This is a messenger RNA of Archocentrus centrarchus (flier cichlid), 6501 nucleotides long. RefSeq names its product golgin A2 (gene golga2). Gene Ontology annotation, biological process: Golgi organization. The transcript is spliced from 28 exons. Bases 28 to 3321 code for a protein of 1097 amino acids. NCBI's taxonomy places the organism in Eukaryota, Metazoa, Chordata, Actinopteri, Cichliformes, Cichlidae. Gene Ontology annotation, molecular function: protein binding. The record is from RefSeq and is a predicted model, not a curated record. Gene Ontology annotation, cellular component: Golgi apparatus; Golgi cis cisterna; Golgi cisterna membrane.
CGCUCCGUUGACCACCAGAGCAGCAGGAUGGCCGAUCAGAGUAGGCAAAUAAAACUGGCUGCAGCUAAGAAAAAGCUGAAGGAAUUUCAACAGAAAAGCUCCCCUGCUACUGUAGGAGAAAAAGGAGGAGGAGCCAAGAAGAAGAGAAAGGUGAAGGGAUUGAGCCAGCUUGAUGCACCUUCACCAGACAGAAACUCUCCAGACAAUUUUGACAGUUUUCUAAAAGCACUUAGUCAAAGCAAUGGAGUAGUCCUCCCUCAUUAUGGCAACUGUCAGACCUUUGCUGAUGUGGAGGCUGUGGGGUCUUCAGUUCAGCUGCUGGAGGAGCCAAACAGCGAGCCUGAUUACAGCUCACCUGUGUCUAACCUCGCUAGCUCUAACGCUGCUACUAACUCUGAGUCUGUCGAUCACAACACUGACCUCCAGGACUACCCUGAUACCAAUGGAAAUGAGAAUUCAAUGAAGGAAAAUAGACCGCUGUCUUCCACGGAGAGCCUGCGACAGCUCUCACAGCAACUCAACGGCCUGGUCUCUGAGUCAUCUGCUGCAUAUGUAAAUGGAGAGAGUGCACCUUCUCUGAGUGAGAGAGAACUGGAGAGUCGAAACCAGGAGCUGGCAGCCGCCCUGGAGUCCAGCAACCUAACAAACUCUCAGCUCACUACCAAGCUAGACCAGCUGACACAGCAAUCUCAGGAGCUUACCGAUCAGCUACAAAAGGAGCGAAAAGAAUUUGAACAGAGAUUUUCAAAAGAGCAGGGGGCCAUGCGAGAGCAAUUACAGGUUCAUAUCCAGACCAUUGGCAUACUGGUAUCUGAGAAAUCUGAGCUACAGACAGCACUACAAUACACACAGCAGGCUGCACGGCAGAAAACAGCUGAUGCAGAGGAGCUAAAUAACCGUCUGCAGGCAACAAAGCAGAGAGUGUCAGAACUUGAAAGAACUCUCUCUUCUGUCUCAUCGCAGCAGAAACAGUUUGAAAAGCACAACAAAGAGCUUGAAAAGGAAAGAGACAAUCUGAGAUUGGAGGUGUUUAGACUAAACAAUUUGAGCGAGGAGUCAAAGCAGCAGAGCUCAGAGCUGUCAGAGCAGUUAAAACUGAGUACACAAGAUAACGCUGCAAUGAAGCUGGAGGUAGAAGACCUUCGCAAGAGGCUCGAGAUAGCUGACCUCAUGUUACAGCAGUGUUCGAGUCAGUCCGAUCCCACCAGUGCCAACCAGCAGGUUCAGUUACUGCUGGAAGAGAAGCAGCAGCUGGAGGCGCACAAUCACCAGCUUAUGGAAUCCAUUGCCCAGCUGAAGACAGAGAGGGAUUGUUAUGCAGAGCAGAUCCAGGAAGAAGGGCGUGUAUGGAAGGACAAAACUGAACAGUUGCUAACACAAGUUUCUUUGGUGGCAGAAGAGAGGGAUAGAAACAUUAACCGAGUGCAAGAACUGGAGGCCAGCAUUGCAGAAUUAAAAAAUGCUGCAGCAUUAUUGUCCCAGGAGAGAGAAGCUCAGGAUGGGACAGAGCCUCAGUCCUCAGGACCAUCAGAAAAUGAGGUGGCUUUGCAGGAGGCCCUUAACACCCUACAACAAGAGAAAGGUGCUAUUACUGCACAGUAUCAGGCUCAGCUGAGGGAUAACGAGCAGCUGAGCCGCCUGUGUGCAGAGCAGGAGACGCGUCUGGGGGAGUUGGAGCGUCAGGUGGAGAGCCAAACCCAGGAGGCUGAGGACCGCCGACGCAUGUUGGAGGAUGUUCAGUCAGACAAGGCCACUAUUAGCCGUGCUCUCACCCAGAACCGAACACUGAAGGACCAGCUGGCUGAGCUACAGAACGGUUUUGUCAAACUGACUAAUGAGAACAUGGAGUUGACCACAGCCAUCCAGUCAGAACAACAUGUGAAAAAGGAGCUGGCACGCAGAAUGGGUGAAUUGCAAGAGGAGCUGCACAACGUCAAGGAGCAGCUGGAGCUGAAAUUUACAGAAGCUCAAGGUCUGAUGGAGCAGAGGGACCAGGUGGUGGCUCACCUCCAGCAGUACUGUGCUGGCUACCAGACCCUGGCCUCAGAGAGGCAACAGCUCCACCAACAGUAUCUGCAGCAGAGUCAGCUAAUGGACCGGCUGCAGCACGAUGAAAGCCAUGGCCGUGCGCAGCUGGAGAUGAGUCACAGUCAGCUCAAACAAGCCCAGGAGCAUUUGGAACAGUUAGUCAGAGACAAUGAGCAGCUGAAGGCUGAGGUGAAAGAGCUGCUCAACAGCUCUGCUCUUAUGACAUCACCCAGAGACCAGGGAGAUGGUGUGGAAAGCCAGUCCCUGCAAGAAAGUCCAAAAAAGUCUUCCUCCAUAGUUAUUCCAGAGGAUUUUGAGAGCCAGAAAGAGAUGGAGGAUUUUAUUCGUGGAGCUCUGGCUCAGCUGGAGGCAGAGCGGGACGAGGUUAGAAGACAACUGGAGGAGGAGCGCAGGCUUCACAUAGCAGCCCGGCACCAGGCUGCUGUGACCCUCAGUCUUGAGCAGCAGCACCACAGCCAAACACCUGUUAAUGACCACGAGCACGAUCAUGACCACAGACAGGGCCAGCACAGUCACUGUGAACACAGCCAUGAGCAUUCAGAAGGAGGAGUGCCGGUGGAAGUCCAUCAGGCCCUGCAAGCUGCAAUGGAGAAGCUGCAACAGCGUUUCACAUCCCUCAUGCAAGAGAAAGCAGACCUGAAGGAGAGGGUGGAGGAACUGGAGCACCGCUGCAUCCAGUUGUCUGGAGAGACUGACACUAUUGGGGAGUAUAUAGCCCUAUACCAGAGUCAGCGGGCUAUUAUGAAACAGAAGCAUCAGGAGAAAGAACAAUACAUCAGCAUGCUGGCCCAAGACAAGGAAGAGAUGAAGGCAAAGCUGGCUGAGCUGCAGGAUCUUGUGAUGAGGCUGGUAGCUGAGAGGAAUGAGUGGUACAACCGCUACACUGGAGCUGUAGCCAGCAUGGGCACAGUAAACCCUGACCUGCUUCCUGUUGGACAGGAUCACACUCACCCAGACCACCAAGCACACGCGCACACAGAGCUUAAUGCGGUCACUGGAGCAGAAGCAAUGGAGGUGAUCCCUCUGUCAGAACCUGCUACUGGGCUGGAAGCUUCCUCACCCCAGACACUGUUGCCUGGGUCUGGUCAGACUGACUCCAAGCUCCUGGUGCCCAAAGAGGAUGGCACAGCCCAGCAAAUCAUGCAGCUCCUUCAGGAGAUCCAGAACCCCCAAGGAGCUCAAAGAUCACCCCCUUUUCUGGGAGAGAAUCCCUGCAUCCCCUUCUUUUACCGGCCUGACGAACAGGAUGAAGUAAAGAUCCUGGUGGUGUGAGGUGUGUGUGUGUGUGUGUGUGUGUGUGUGUGUGUGAGUCACUACGUGUGUGUGUGUGUGUGUGUGUGUGUGUGUGUGUGUGUGUGUGUGUGUGUGUGUGUGUGUGUGUGUAUACAUGAGAAAUACUGGACUUGUCUUGAAGUCUAGGAAAUAUUAAACCCUACAGUUUACCACGUUUGUAGCUUACUGGUGAUCUUCUCAAACACUUCAUAAUAUCUGGAACCUUACAUGACUGGUCAAGGAUGUAAGAAUGUCUUUGACUCAGUUAAAACGCCCCCUCUUUAUUCUGUGUGUUGGCACUACUGUGUGUGAGGUUAAAAUGAGAAGAUUUUGUUUUAUUGUUUUUUUUUUUGUUUGUUUUUGUUUGUCUCUGAUGCUCUUCCCAGUGAGGAGGUGGUCAGUAUUCCUAAAUGCAAUUUGAUUAUUCUUCUCACCUCAAUUUUGAAUUCCCAUCUCUCACACAUGUGCAAUAAAGGGGCCGUGUAUUCUGUCCCCUCGAGUGCUGAAAGAGCUGUCAAGUAUUAGGAGCCUGUUUUGUGUGCAACUUUAUUCAAGUGCAAAUCUCAGUUUUAAUCCACUGUUCACAUGCCAAAAAAAAGAGAGAGAGAGAGAGCGCAUCGUGUUUGAAUGUAAUAACCCCAAUAUUAACCUGUAUGUGUGUUUAAUGUGAAGUGAGGAGAAGGAUGCAGAAAGAGCAUAUCAGGUUGGGUAACUAAUGAAUGCAGAGUGAGAUGUAAGGUGAAGUUAAGUCAAUUAAGGGGCUUAGUGCACAUAAAAGCUUUUAAACUGUAGGUGGUGUUCAGUUUUGAAGUCAAGAGCUCGCUAUGUUACAUAAUUCAGGAAGAUGGAGGCGGAUGUUGCUGAUUGGUACUGUUCUUUUUCUUCCAGACACUGAAAAUAAGUCAUGUUUGUAUGUUGCAAAAUGUUAAUGUUUAUGAUUUUUUUUUUUCUCCUUAUGUUGAGAAACAUCCUGUUAGACUGAAAAGUAAUCACCUUUACAAUCUGGUGGUUAACCUGAUUAAUCAAGGAUAUAGAUGCAGUUGAGAGACCCCAUGAAGUUAAAAAAAAAAUUACUCAGUUAUAAAGGCAUUGAAUUAGUCUCCUCCAAGCUGUCCUUCAGAUAAAUAUUAGAGGUUGGGCUACUGUGCUGCUGUUGGCUGCUUUCCACAUUAUUUCUGCAAGUUGUCCUACUUCAUCUUUGCAGUUAUUGUAAUUUUUGGAGAAGUUAUUUAUAGUUUAAUGGCUAUACCUGCAGCUACACAUUCUUUACUCCUCAAAUCGGGCAAUCCGGUGCUCUGGGGUAUUUGGAUGAUCACAUCAGACUCAGUCCACAUUCCUGUCACUCAUUUCACAAAACCUUUUUUUUUUCUUUUUUUUCCUUAUCCAUACCAUCCCUUUUCUUUCACAGGGUCUUUAAAUUUCCAGACACAUUGACACUAAAAACGUGAGCCUGUCCUUCUGUUACGUUUGCUUGUAGUUCUACAUAUCAAUGAUGAAUUGAUGCACAUCUUUAACAACUGGACUGUGUGAAUGUGUUUGUGGGGAGGGUAUGUGUGUAUGCAUGAAAUCCAAACGGUUUCCUCCUCAGCCAAAAUUGCAUUUGUUGUACUUUUUUUUUGUUGUUGUUUUUGUUUUUUUUGUAGAGUUCUAUCAGAUAAUAUAAGUAUGAUUGCACUAAAACUGUACACAGCUUCUCAUUUAUCCCUGUCUGCUCCAGCUGCUGGUCGGACAGACAUGUUUCUAACACAGCCUCUUCUUCGGAAAGAGAGAGGAUCCUAUGAAGCUUCAUGUUUAAUGCUGAGGAUUCUGUUAAAUUGAAAUAAAAGUUUGCUGAUGGAGGAUGGACAUGGUGUGCAGUGACACAGUCUAGAUUAAAUGAAUGAGAGACGGUGGUUAAAUUAUUUCUGCAGGUAAGGGACCAUUUAGAUCUUGAGAAAAUGAACUGUCUUUAGAAAACGAGAGCAAAGCAAGUGUAAUUUGUUAUAGUUUGUAGUUGCAUUGGCUAUGAAACACUUGAAUAAAUCUCCUUUGGGCAUUAAAAGUCAGACUUUAGGGAAGACUCCCAACAUCAGGGAUGAAAUAAGGUUUUCUGACAGGGGUCUAGCUUUAAGAGUGAUUGACUUAAGUGUGGAAUUGUAUUCAUUAAUAGCUAAUAAGUCAAGCUACCCUGGCUGAAUUUUUUAUUUUUUUUUUUCUUCCCAUUUAGAUCAAAUCUAGGCAACAUGUCUUUUUUUUGUCUUAUUUACCUUCUUUUAAUACACAAGGAAAUGGGAGUCACUGCAAGGACAGGUUUAAACAAAAAAGGACUUUGCAGAGAUUUUUACACUCAUAUUUGAAUGUGUCUGAAUUUUGAGACCCUCUUUGUGCUUUUGAAGGGCACAUUUAUUAAAUGAAUUGUGCACUUGCUAUAUCGCUAAAAUAUAUAGGGUGUAGAAAGCAGUUUGUUAUUUUAAGCAUAUUAUAGAAAGCAAAAUGAAAGUAUGUCAUAUGUAAUUGGUGUUGUUUACAGAGAAGGUAAACAGCAUCUUCCCUGAACUUCAGCACUUUGGCAGAAAGAGCAGUUUUUUUUUUUUUUUGGUAAAUUUACUCUGUCAUUCUUAACUUUAAAAUACCCUCAGUUACUUUUUUUUUUUUUUGCUGUUAGCCGCGGGUCAGAGCAAGAGCUAAAUCUACAUUAACCAUCUUUUUGGUUUUUCAGGGGUUUUCCGGGGCUUGUAAAAUAAUACGGCUGUGUGGAUUUCUGAGGUUUUCUAAUUCCCUUUCAAAUGUGUGAUUGAAACAUGGCAAUGAGGAAGAAUUUCUUGUCUCUACUGUAUAAGAGGUGGUGUACAUAUUGUACCUGUGUAACAUAUUGUAUAUUCAUUAUGCCUGGGGUGUGGGGGCGGGAGGCUGCUCUGUCAGCGUGUCUUGUAUGCGUGUUAGUUGGUGGUUACUGACCAGCUGUGAUUCAAGACAAAGAUUGACAAAGAGAAAAUAUUUUAUUUAUUUGAAAUAAGUUAGAAUCUCAACUAAUCAGUUUUAAUGUAUAUUAGAAGUGACUGUAGGAUGGAAAUGAAGGAUCAUGGAGAGAACUGAUUUGUCUGAGUGCUGCUUCAGACAGAAGCCUUCUGAUUUUUUUUUUUUUCCCAUUUGAGUAAUAUUUGUCCCCUUCUCCUGAAUAAAGCUGAUUGAGAAACAGUA